AUGGAAAAAGACGAUCUGGGAGUCGAGGCCACGCAGAAUUCUCUCUCGUUUAUCCCUCGCAGUGUCGACUCGGCCCGGGUGCUCUCAGGCGAGUCCUAUGCCUAUUACACGCCCUGCCCAACAGCAAUCACACCGCACGAUAAAUCAAAUCCAACCAACGGUGCUUCCGAGAGCACACCAUGUGUGCUGGGUGUUGACGAAGCCGGUCGCGGCCCAGUCCUGGGUCCCAUGGUCUACAGUGCUUUCUACCUGCCAAUCGAGCUUCAUCACUCCCUCCUCGCCAAAGACCACAGCUUCGACGAUAGUAAAGCUCUCACCGCCGCAGUACGCGCCAACCUCAUGCACCUUUUGAACACACCGGGUCAUGCGCUGUACGAAUCGUGCGGGUACGCUAUCAAGCUGCUUUCUGCCCGCGAUAUUUCCUCCGGCAUGAUGAAACCCGGGACUGCGGUCUACAAUCUCAAUGCCCAGGCGAUGGACGCGACGAUCGAAAUCAUCCGCGGCGUAGUCGAAGAACGAGGGGUGGAUGUGCGAGAAGUUUACAUCGACACAAUUGGCAACCCAGCGACAUACCAGCAGAAGCUGGAGCGAAUUUUUCCUUCCUUGAAAAUCACCGUGGCUAAGAAAGCGGAUUCUCUCUACCCGUGCGUGAGUGCUGCUAGUGUAGCGGCUAAAGUAACGCGUGAUGUUGCUUUGGAAGUUUUAUACGAGUCUGUGCUGCAGGCACAGGCCAUUGAGAACGCUCCUACAGUCCCCGAGGGAUGGGGUAGCGGUUACCCCUCAGAUUCUAAGUGUGUCGGCUGGCUCCGGCGUAACAUGGACCCUGUUUUUGGCUGGGGUAAUGAGUGCCGCUUCAGUUGGGGUACGGCUAAGGAAAUGCUUGAGGUGAAGGGAGGGGCAAGGGUGGACUGGCCGGCUGAUGAUGAGGAUGGAAACGGCAUGCUCAGCGAAUUCCUCCUAGCAUCGGGGCCGGGUAAGGGAUCAGGUCAGAAUGGCUUGCGUGAAUGGUUUGGUCAGAAACAGGCCGAAAUUAUAUGA
Messenger RNA from Penicillium argentinense, 1038 nucleotides. RefSeq names its product ribonuclease H2 catalytic subunit RNH201. Lineage: Eukaryota; Fungi; Ascomycota; Eurotiomycetes; Eurotiales; Aspergillaceae. Gene Ontology annotation, biological process: mismatch repair; DNA replication, removal of RNA primer. The record is from RefSeq and is a predicted model, not a curated record. Gene Ontology annotation, molecular function: RNA binding; RNA-DNA hybrid ribonuclease activity. The coding region runs from base 1 to 1038 and encodes 345 amino acids. The transcript has a single exon. Gene Ontology annotation, cellular component: ribonuclease H2 complex.